Messenger RNA from Argiope bruennichi, 1177 nucleotides. RefSeq names its product slit homolog 3 protein-like. The transcript has 5 exons. The record is from RefSeq and is a predicted model, not a curated record. Gene Ontology annotation, molecular function: protein binding. NCBI's taxonomy places the organism in Eukaryota, Metazoa, Arthropoda, Arachnida, Araneae, Araneidae. The coding region runs from base 132 to 1070 and encodes 312 amino acids.
UGGGAAGCAGAAUAUAAUCGUGGGAUUUCUACAGCUGCAAGAUAAAAAGGCUUCGUAACAUUUCUAUAUAUGUAUUUCCAACACAUUUUUUCUCAAGUUAAUAAGGAAAAAGGUAAAUUAUCAACAUCCUGAUGUUCUCCAUUUUGUGUUUGUUUCUCUCUGUGGUUUGGUCCGUAAUGGGACAAUGUCCACCGGCCGAAGACAUCGCCCCUCACUGCAUAUGCAAGGACCUUGGAGACGGUCCUAUGUUGCUGUGCGAAAAAAUCAUGUCAGCCGAACAACUCAUCCCCAUCAUUAAAUCGACAGACACGUACCCUAUGUUUGCCUUGACUCUCAUGGAUUCCACUCUUCUCUACAUUCCCAGUAAUUUGUUUAAAAAUACUAAAUAUGAAAAAAUCCGCUUCGUCAACACUCAGUUGAUGUCUUUAUCGGACGGAGACCUGGCGUUCGAAGGACUCGAGGACCUUUUGGAGGAAAUCCGUGCGACGGAUGCCCAUUACAUCACCCAGUGGGAUUGGUCCCAGCUGAGGAACCAGCGGGCACUCCGGCUCAUUGAUGUGAACCUCAUCGAACUGCACACCCUCGACCAGGAAUUUCCCGCCCUCGAGUCCCUGAGGACUCUCGGUAUCAGCAAGGCCGAUAUAUCUUUCAUCCACCCUACAGCCUUCAGCAGUCUCAAGAAUUUGGAACUUCUGAUUCUGAGGGACAACUCAAUCUCUGAUCUGUCCAGAUCCAUGUUCCCGUCUCCUUCUAACCACUUGACUAUCAUCAAUUUGAGUAAUAAUCAGCUGAGCUCGUUGCCGGAUGGUUUGUUUGACAACAUGCCUAAUUUAAGCGACUUGGAUCUGAGUUAUAACAAAUUCGCAGCUCUGAGUGAAGAAGCAUUUUUAUGGCCUUUGGAACACCUGCAAACGCUUACUUUGACAGGUAACCCAAUCCGCUGUGACUGUCGCAUGAGAUGGAUUGUGGACGUUAAGAAACCGAUGUAUUUCCAGGCCUAUUGUUCGCAGCCAGAUAAUUUGAAAGACGUGUCUCUGGAUUAUAUCACUAAAAAAAGUUUAUGGUGCUGAAAGUUUAAGUUAAAACUUGAAGCAGAACGGAAUGGGAUAUUUAUGAUUUAUAGUGAAUAUUAACAGAUACAAAAAAAAAAAAAAACAAUAAAUUUUCAAAAGUUUGA